Molecule: messenger RNA, 591 nt
Organism: Peronospora matthiolae
Lineage: Eukaryota; Oomycota; Peronosporomycetes; Peronosporales; Peronosporaceae
Source: the annotation of a GenBank genome assembly
AUGGAAAAUCCCCAAGAAGAACACUGGGUUGCAGUUAAGCGUAUCUUUCGCUGCCUACAAGGCACCAAGACGCAUGGAAUUUGCUACAAGCCAAGUGCAAGGAUCGACUUCCGUAGAUAUUCGGAUGCGGAUUGGGCUGGUGAUCUUACCGACCGCAAGUCAACAUCGGGGUACACGUUCAUGCUACUCGGUGCGCCAGUGAGUUGGGGCAGCAAGAAGCAGCCAAGUGUUUCGUUGUCCACGACUGAAGCUGAAUACAUCGCACUCAGCUUGGCGAUUCAAGAGGGCAAGUGGAUUCAUGGUCUGCUUUGUGAGAUCGUGAUGGCUGCCAAUGAAGAAGGACCGGAACUCAUGAUUCAUGAAGACAAUCAGUCAUGUAUCAAGAUGACGAAGAACCCGGUCAACCACGGCCGUGCCAAGCACAUUGAUAUCAAGUACCAUCACAUCCGUGAUGAGGUCAAGCGCGGUGAAGUGAAGCUCAAGUACUGUGAAACUGCGGUGAUGUUAGCGGACAUCAUGACGAAGGGACUUCAUGGACCACGCCACAAGGAGAUGACGACGGCUCUCGGGAUUCGUGAGCAUUCGGAUUGA